AGAGCAAAUCUGUAUUAAAACACUACCUAUUCAUAGAUGUAUUUAUUCAUCAUCUACAUAUUCAUAUUAAGCUUCUACGUCUGUGUACAGGAACGUAUUAUUUGUAAGACGUAAGAGAAAAUAUAUCAGCUUAUUGAUAAAUUAUUAUGACGUUCUUUCCAAUACAAAAGUGUAGUAACUAUUGUUUCCAAACUGCGUUACCCACUCCAGCCAGCAGAUGGCGAUUUGCAUCUUUCAGGUGAUGCUUCUUGCGUGACGUAUAAUUUACUGGACGGGACGCUUCUUCAGGAACAACAACACGGCUACUUUUUCAACCGCCUCGGUAGCUUGCUAGCCAACAUAACACUGAAAGAUUGACGCGUUACACCGUGUUUGUGUACAUUAGCUAAUCUCAGUGUUUUAAACACAUUUCUGUUGAUUUAUCAACUGAUGACCUUUAGCCUAAUUUGCUUGUUCAAUUUGCAAACUUGUUUAAGAUUGAAACUGAGCCUAGCACUAGGCUAGUCGCUAAUGCGAACUAGCUAGCUAACAUCCCUGAUCAUGAGUUCACUAAACUACUUAUCCCCUGCUAAAGAAGAGGGGGUCUGCUGUAUGGAGAAAGAAGCUCUGGGACUGAACAAUGUCGUGGAAGAUGAGGGUGUUACAGUGAAAGAAGAGGAGGCUGUUACAGUGAAAGAAGAGGAGGCUGUUAUAGUGAAAGAAGAGGAGGCUGUUAUAGUGAAAGAAGAGGAGGCUGUUAUAGUGAAAGAAGAGGAGGCUGUUACAGUGAAAGAAGAGGAGGCUGUUACAGUGAAAGAAGAGGAGGCUGUUACAGUGAAAGAAGAGGAGGCUGUUACAGUGAAAGAAGAAGAGGCUGUUAUGGUGAAAGAAGAGGAGGCUGUUAUAGUGAAAGAAGAGGAGGCUGUUACAGUGAAAGAAGAGGAAGAAACUUUUAGAGAGGAAGAGGAUGCUAUCUCAAUAAAGGUGAAGCAGGAAGACGUUUUGGGAGUGAAAGAGGAGGAGACAGAAUAUCAGAUUACUACCAGAGAGAGACAUGACUAUCUUGGAUCCUCUGGGGAGCCUCAACAACAUCCUGAUGCUGACGAGGCAGAGAAGAGUCUCUCCAGAUCAGAACACCAGAUGGACAACGCUAGCCCUUCCUCCCUCCUGGAGUCCCCGUUACGUGCCUCUCCCGGUAGCACCUUACUGCUGGGUAUAAAGAGGUUGUCUGUGCAGCUGGUGGACUGCAGGAAAACAACGGGGCUGAGUGGAACUGUGAGACAAGGAGGAGAGAAGAAAGGAUCAGAUUUGACACAUCAAAGAGAAAGACCAGACUCAGAGGAACCAGAGCCAGGGACGUCCAAACCAACAAGAAGACACCAGUGUUCCCACUGUGGAAAGUGUUUUAACCAGUUAAGGGACCUGAAACAACAUGAGAGAAUACACACAGGUGAGAAGCCUUACCACUGCUCCCAGUGUGGAAAGAGUUUUAACCAUUUAAGUAACCUGAAAGUUCAUGAGAUAAUACACACAGGGGAGAAGCCUUAUCACUGCUCCCAGUGUGGCAAGUGUUUUAACCAGUUAGGGAACCUGAAACAACAUGAGAGAAUACAUACAGUUGAAAAGCCUUACCAGUGUUCCCACUGUGGAAAGUGUUUUAACCGGUCAGGGUAUCUGAAAAAGCACGAGAGAAUACAUACAGGGGAGAAGCCUUACCACUGCUCCCAGUGUGGCAAGUGUUUUAACCAGUUAUGGGACCUGAAACAACAUGAGAGAAUACACACAGGUGAGAAGCCUUGCCACUGCUCACAGUGUGGAAAGAGUUUUAACCGGUCAGGGAAUCUGAAAAAGCACGAGAGAAUACAUACAGGGGAGAAGCCUUACCACUGCUCCCAGUGUGGCAAGUGUUUUAAACAGUUAAGGAACCUGAAAGAACACGAGAGAAUACACACAAGGGAGAAGCCUUACCACUGCUCCCAGUGUGGGAAGUGUUUUAAACAGUUAAGGAACCUGAAAGAACACGAGAGAAUACACACAAGGGAGAAGCCUUACCACUGCUCCCAGUGUGGGAAGUUUUUCAGCCAGUCAGGGGAGCUGAAACGGCAUGAGAGAAUACACACAGGGGAGAAGCCUUACCACUGCUCGCAGUGUGGAAAGGGUUUUAAUCAGAAAAGCAACCUCAACCAACAUGAGAGAAUACACACAGGAGAGAAGCCUUACGACUGCUCCCAGUGUGGAAAGAGUUUUAACGAUUUAGGGAGCCUGAAAAAACAUGAGAGAAUGCACACAGGGGAGAAGCCUUACCACUGCUCCCAAUGUGGAAAGGGUUUUAAUCAGAAAAGCAACCUCAACCAACAUGAGAGAAUACACACAGGAGAGAAGCCUUACGACUGCUCCCAGUGUGGAAAGUGCUUUAACGAUUUAGGGAACCUGAAAAAACAUGAGAGAAUGCACACAGGGGAGAAGCCUUACCGCUGCUCCCAAUGUGGAAAGUGUUUCAACCAUCCGGGGGAGCUGAAACGGCAUGAGAGAAUACACACAGGGGAGAAGCCUUACCACUGCUCCCAAUGUGGAAAGUGUUUCAACCAGCUGGGGGAGCUGAAAUGGCAUGAGAGAAUACACACAGGGGACUUGCUGUCUUGUAUUGUUGACUGAUAAUGAUUACCUGUUUUUACCAUAUGAACUUGAAUUGUACAAAGUAUACUAAAACAUAUAUUUGUAUGUUUUUAUUAGAGAACAUGAAUUGAAUAUGGAGUUUGAAUAUAGAGUAGGUCAGAUUCCAUGUGUUUAAAUAUUCCUUUUUUAAACUCUGUGUUUGUGUUUAUCUGGGUGUCUUUCCUCCAGCACUACAGAUAUAAAGUGAUAUUUGGAUGUGAUGCAUUUGUUCCGUUUUUUACAUUUGCAAUGUUGGCCCACUGAUGAUUUAAUGAAAUGAAAAUGUUCACAGACUCUGCAAUGCAAAAUGUUAAUUGUAUGUGUCCACAUAUCUGAGUAUGUGACUUGUGGUGGAUGAAUCAGAAUUAGUUGGGUAACAUAGAUAAUUGAGAUGUCUUAUCUGCAUCAUGUGCUUAUGUGAUAUACUUGUUAUUAGAAUGUAUCCCUUCGGACUCUGGUGUUGGCAGUUGCACUUCUUCCCUCAGCUGGGGCUCAGUCACCUGGGGCCCAGAGAGGGGAGAGGUCAGGCUUGUCUUUUACAUAUCCCUGGUGCUAUGCAGAAUAUCAGGAAGGGAAGAGGACAGGAGGGAACAUUGACUUCAUAUGUGAAUGUAUCUGUUAAACUAUGUGAAGGGAUGGUGUGAUUAAUGGGGAACCAAUUACUGGUUUCCACAAUGUCUGUGCGCAAGUCACUCCCUCCUUUGGCAUUGGGGGGAGGUGUAUGGCAGUGUCUGGAACCAUUGUAUGGCCUCUCCGAUGUUGCACUUAUCCUGGGAUAGUGUAUGACCUAGAGGCUCACUCCCCUCAGUGAGCUUGUCCAGGAGUGGGGUCAAGAAGGGGUUUUACUUGAGAUGGGAGUAUCUAGAGUUGACAAUUGAGUUAUGCCAUUGGAUGAGUUGGUGUUUUUGUGCUAUGAAGUACCAGGAACGAGAUUAGAACCUCGUCUUAGGGACCAAACUGAACGAUAAAUUAUAGCGAAUGCCAUCUGGCUACGGGAUACUUCUUUCUCAUUAUAAAGUCUCACUUUGUAAACUGUUCCUAAUAUCUGUGGUUUGUUAUGUCGACUAGGGCGGUGGAUCUUUGCUAUAAAAGAUCUCAGUAGCCAUUGUGUUGCCACUCUCAACGGUUCAUUAGAAAUAGUGAAUUGUUGAAAGUCAUUCCAAAGAUCUUAUUAUUAAAGAUGUAGUUUAAGUAUAACUCUGAUUGGUGUGUGAAGUUUGUCUCUCCUCAUUUGGUAAUACAGAAAUUAACCACCACAGACUAACCUUGUGAAACUGACCUAUUAUAAUCUCCUGUUCCUGGGAGUAUCAUCCUGUGUUGCAAACCAGCUGCACCUGCGUCCUUGUAUGAAUAAAGUCCCUCCCAGGAACAGGAAACUAUAAAGAUAUGUGCUCAUCACCCAAUGCUUCAGGAAUUCAGACUGUCUCCACUGCGCUGUGUAACUGUUAUUCUCUCUGAGCUCAGAAAUAAAGAAUCUUGGUUUGA
Salvelinus fontinalis (brook trout) is the source of this 4119-nucleotide messenger RNA. Its product is annotated as zinc finger protein 883-like. The record is from RefSeq and is a predicted model, not a curated record. The coding region runs from base 541 to 2634 and encodes 697 amino acids. The transcript has 4 exons. NCBI's taxonomy places the organism in Eukaryota, Metazoa, Chordata, Actinopteri, Salmoniformes, Salmonidae.